UCUGUCUCAUUUUGAUGACGUCAGAAAAUUGCGUAAAUAACUUGGGACGGAGUUGCUAAACACUGCCACGAGUGAACUUGCCCGAUUUUACAGAUUUAAACCUGGUUGUAGUCAUUUAAAAGCCGUUAUGGCUUCAGGGGAAGGAUUUAAGGUAUCAUCUUUGAAAGACAAAGUGACUUUGAUCACAGGUGCCAGCUCGGGCAUCGGGGCAGGGACAAGCAUCAUGUUCGCUAAACUUGGUGCCUUGCUCGCAUUGAACGGGCGCGACGUGGAAAACCUCACCAACAUAGCAAAACAGUGCACGGACCUGGGUGCUGCGGAGCCCUUGCUUGUACCAGGGGACCUGACCAACGAGGACACCGUAAAGAAGACAGUGGAACUGACCAUUGCCCACUUUGGCCGGCUGGAUGUGCUGAUCAAUAGCGCUGGCAUUCUGGCCAUGGGCAGCAUUGAGACAGGUGACCUGGCUCAGUAUGACAAGGUCAUGAACGUCAAUGUCAGAUCAGUGUACCAUCUGACUCAGCUGUGUGUGCCCCACCUCAUCAGGACUAAGGGUUCUAUUGUCAAUGUGUCCAGUGUCAACGGGCAACGAUCAUUCCCAGGUGUCCUUGCCUAUUGUAUGUCCAAGUCCGCUAUUGACCAAUUCACACGAUGCAUAGCACUUGAGCUAGCGUCGAAGCAGGUGCGAGUGAACUCUGUCUGUCCUGGUGUGAUCAUAACAGAUGUCCACAGGAGAGCAGGCCUGGAUGAGGAGCAAUAUGCUCAGUUCCUUGAGAAGUGUAAGCAGACCCACGCCCUGGGGAGACCAGGUGAGGUGGAGGAGGUGGCCCAUGCCAUAGCCUUCCUGGCGUCAGAUGCUGCCACCUUCAUUACCGGGGUCAACCUACCUGUGGAUGGGGGGCGCCACGCCAUGUGUCCAAGAUAAUAUCCUGUGACAUGAUCAUUGACUGGCAGCCAAUACAAACCUGAAAUGUCUCCCUUGGUUUGUGUCAUUUAAAAAAUAUAUAUUUUGAAUCUAGACAGACAGAAUAUAAUGAAAUGUAUAGUAUGCCCUACUAUGCUAUAAAAGUGAAAUCAUGUCAAGA
This is a messenger RNA of Oncorhynchus tshawytscha (Chinook salmon), 1085 nucleotides long. RefSeq lists its product as uncharacterized. Gene Ontology annotation, molecular function: oxidoreductase activity. NCBI's taxonomy places the organism in Eukaryota, Metazoa, Chordata, Actinopteri, Salmoniformes, Salmonidae. The record is from RefSeq and is a predicted model, not a curated record. The transcript has 8 exons. Bases 128 to 925 code for a protein of 265 amino acids.